Messenger RNA from Phragmites australis (common reed), 2047 nucleotides. Its product is annotated as ankyrin repeat domain-containing protein, chloroplastic-like. The transcript has 8 exons. Gene Ontology annotation, molecular function: protein binding; chloroplast targeting sequence receptor activity. The record is from RefSeq and is a predicted model, not a curated record. Lineage: Eukaryota; Viridiplantae; Streptophyta; Magnoliopsida; Poales; Poaceae. Gene Ontology annotation, biological process: protein targeting to chloroplast. Bases 30 to 1508 code for a protein of 492 amino acids. Gene Ontology annotation, cellular component: chloroplast outer membrane.
GUACAGUGAAUACCCGACCCGGCCCAGGCAUGAACGGUCGGCGAAUGCCACACCGGCCAAUCCUCUCGGCUUCCGACGCGGCACGGCCUCACCGCACGGCGCGGGACGACGACAUGAUGCCGCCCUCCUCCCUCCACCACCAUCACCAUCACCACCGCCUCCUCCUCCCCUUCCCUUCCCCAACCCAAACCCUAAACCCAUUUGCCGCCUCCUUCCAUCGCCUCCACCAAUCUCCCAAAUCCCUUGCCCUAUCAGUAUCCGCUCGACCACUCGCAUCCUCUUCCUCCGCUUCCUCCUUCGCUGUCGCGGCCAUCGACGAUGACGAGGAUGUCGUCAUCGGGGACUGCAUCGUGUUCGAUGACGACGCCUUCGAGGCCCCAGACCUUGACCUCCCAUCGGCCCCGCCGCCGCCGCCGAGCACCUCCCGCCCCGGCCGGAAGGCGGCGGCGGUGGCCGGCGACAGGGAGAGCCUGGUGCCGGAGAGGUGGAGGGACGUCGAGGAGGAAAUCAACCUAACGAAGAAGGAGAAGCGCCACAUCGCGCACGGGCUGCGAUUUGGGAGCCGCCUCGAGCGGCGGGCGCCCCCGGCCGUGGCAGCGCCUGACGAGUUCCGAGCGUACCGCGAGGGGAGGCUGGAGGCGGAGAUUGGGCACGUUCGAAGUGUAUACUCAGGGCCGCUGGAGAGGACUCACCUGCCGGAGAAGUUGGAGGAGCCUCUUCCGCCGGAGCCGGGGACACGCGUGGCUCCGAGGAAUCCGAGGAUGGGGAUGGCUGUUGGCAGCCUUGAGGAUAUUGCGGAGUUUUUUAGCACCCGGGAGUAUCUGCCGGGCGAUACGGGGGACGGCAAGAGCGCUAAAAGUAGCCGCAAGCUGUUCACAAAUGAGGAGAAGGUUCUUUUGAACAAGCGAGUGCCUGAUCUCGAAGCCGCUUCUUCUAGUAAAUGGCUUCCGCUUCACACCCUUGCUGCAUCAGGAGAUUUCUAUCUAUUGGAUAGUCUUCUAAAACAUAAUGUGAACAUAAAUGCUCUUGAUAAGGAUGGUUUGCCAGCAAUUCAUAAAGCAAUUCUUUCGAAAAAGGCUGCUAUUAUCAACUAUCUCUUAAGGAAAUCAGCAAAUCCAUUCAUCCAAGAUAAAGAUGGUCCAACUCUAAUGCAUUAUGCUGUCCAAACAGCAUGCACUCAGACCAUAAAGACUCUUUUGCUGUACAAUGUUGACAUCAAUCGGCCAGAUGAUUAUGGAUGGACACCUUUGCAUCUUGCUGUACAAACACAGAGAACAGACAUUGUGAAGCUACUCUUAAUAAAGGGCGCUGAUAGAACUUUGAAAACCCAAAGCUCUGCUAAAUGGAGAACAAUUUUGUCGGUGCACUCACUUCAGGAUGGAUUAAACCCGUUGGAGUUGUGCCUCCGCUUGGGUCAUCAUGUAAGGACAUAUGAGCUUAUCAAACUACUUAAAAGCUUCCGAGGACAAAAGCAGCACGACUCAAUUCAGCACCUGGAGGGUGUAUGACUCUGUCAAAGUCACUAAAGUUUAUGGCAGAGCUUGGCUUUUUUGGGAGGCCACUUUCUUAGUGCAUCAUGGAAUUGCUUGGAGUUCUAGAUAGAAAGUAGUUUACCCUGGAAGCAAUGAGCAACGCAGGUUACAGUUAAGCCAUAAGAAUGGGAUGAGCAAAUCUUUCCCUAGGUCAGUGCUCUACAGUUAUUAGAGGUGAUCUACUGAGCUGUGACAUAUUCUAGAUAAUGAAUGCCUUAUAAUUGUUAUGAGAUUCGCAUAUGUUUUUAGAAUGGCACUCCCUUCUCUUUUUGGCCCAUUGAAUUAGUGUUAGGCGACAUUCUGCAUCUUAGAUGAUGAGGUCACCGAGAAACCAUGUUUUUCUCCUUUACGUGCAGAUUCUUAGAGCUUUUAUUCACUACUUACAGAGAUAUGCAAAGAAACAAGAGGUGUAUUUAUCCUUUUUACAUAUAGAAUUUGCCUUGAUGUAUUAGGGAAUUCUAUUAUCAAAUAUUGGAUCCAUUGUUUCCGUGGUGAAAUGGGCAUUCUUUGUUUGA